Molecule: messenger RNA, 1642 nt
Organism: Zingiber officinale
Lineage: Eukaryota; Viridiplantae; Streptophyta; Magnoliopsida; Zingiberales; Zingiberaceae
Product: ammonium transporter 3 member 1-like
Exons: 3
Coding region: 80-1540 (486 amino acids)
Biological process (GO): ammonium transmembrane transport
Cellular component (GO): plasma membrane
Molecular function (GO): ammonium channel activity
Source: RefSeq, a predicted model, not a curated record
GGAGAAUCUCCGAUUUCACUCAAUUCUAUUCUUAGUUCUGUAUAUAUUUAGUGGUUGUUAGUUGACUACGGCAGCGACGAUGUCAGUGCCGGUGGCGUACCAAGGCAACACGUCGGCGGCGGUGGCGGACUGGCUGAACAAAGGCGACAACGCAUGGCAGAUGGUGGCGGCGACGCUGGUGGGGCUGCAGUCCGUCCCCGGGCUGGUCAUCCUCUACGGCAGCAUCGUGAAGAAGAAGUGGGCGGUCAACUCUGCCUUCAUGGCGCUCUACGCCUUCGCCGCCGUGUGGCUUUGCUGGGUCAUCUGGGCCUACAACAUGUCCUUCGGCGACAAGCUCCUCCCUCUGUGGGGCAAGGCCAAGCCUGCGCUCGGCCAGAAGUUCCUCAUCAAGCAGGCGGAGCUGCCGGCCACCGUCCACUACUACAAGGACGGCACCUUGGAGACGGCCAUGAGUACCCCUUACUACCCCAUGGCUUCCAUGGUCUACUUCCAGUGCGUCUUCGCCGCCAUCACCCUCAUCCUCCUCGCCGGCUCCCUCCUCGGCCGUAUGAACAUCAUCGCCUGGAUGCUCUUCGUCCCCCUCUGGCUCACCUUCUCCUACACCGUCGGCGCCUUCUCCCUCUGGGGCGGAGGCUUCCUCUUCCAGUGGGGCGUCAUCGACUACUCCGGCGGCUACGUCAUCCACCUCUCCUCCGGCAUCGCCGGCUUCACCUCCGCUUAUUGGGUUGGGCCGAGGUCGACGAAGGACAGGGAGAGAUUUCCCCCAAACAACGUGCUGCUGAUGCUCGCCGGAGCCGGACUCCUGUGGAUGGGGUGGGCCGGGUUCAACGGCGGCGAUCCUUACUCGGCCAACAUCGACUCGUCGGUGGCGGUGCUCAACACCAACAUCUGCGCCGCCACCAGCCUCCUCGUCUGGACCUGCCUCGACGUCAUCUUCUUCAAGAAGCCGUCGGUGAUCGGCGCGGUGCAGGGCAUGAUCACCGGCCUCGUCUGCAUCACUCCCGGCGCCGGGUUGGUGCAAGGGUGGGCGGCGAUCGUGAUGGGGAUCUUAUCCGGCAGCAUCCCCUGGUUCACCAUGAUGAUCGUCCACAAGCGCUCCCGCAUCCUGCAGCAAGUCGACGACACCCUCGGCGUCUUCCACACCCACGCCGUCGCCGGCCUGCUCGGCGGCCUCACCACCGGCCUGUUCGCGGAGCCCACUCUCUGCUCCCUCUUCCUCCCCGUCACCAACUCCCGCGGCGCUGUCUACGGCGGCGUCGGCGGUGUCCAGUUCCUCAAGCAGAUCGCCGGCGGCCUCUUCAUCAUCGGCUGGAACCUCGUCGUCACCACCAUCAUCUGCCUCGUCAUCAACCUCCUCGUCCCGCUGCGAAUGUCGGAGGAGCAACUCCUUAUCGGAGACGACGCAGUGCACGGCGAGGAGGCCUACGCCUUGUGGGGCGACGGCGAGAGGUACGACUCUACGCGCCACGGCUGGUACAACGACGACACGACGCACGCCGCCCAGCACCAGCCGGCCACCGGCGUCACGCAGAACGUUUGAUGAUCAAGUAGCUCCUGAUCAAUCGAUCCAUUCAAUGAAAGAAUCAAAGAUGUGUUUGAUUAAAUUAUGGGGAAUUAAGUAUUUCUGAUUUGUAGCAUGAAA